Molecule: messenger RNA, 192 nt
Organism: Chaetura pelagica (chimney swift)
Lineage: Eukaryota; Metazoa; Chordata; Aves; Apodiformes; Apodidae
Gene: IER3IP1
Product: immediate early response 3 interacting protein 1
Exons: 3
Coding region: 1-192 (63 amino acids)
Biological process (GO): endoplasmic reticulum to Golgi vesicle-mediated transport
Cellular component (GO): endoplasmic reticulum membrane; Golgi membrane; COPII-coated ER to Golgi transport vesicle
Source: RefSeq, a predicted model, not a curated record
AUGGUAAACCUAGGAAAUGGCAUCAAUAAAAUCGUUGGCUGGGGAAGUGACCAAGGGAUUGGAGGAUUUGGAGAGGAACCAGGAAUUAAAGCACAGCUAACCAACCUGAUUCGAUCUGUCCGGACUGUUAUGAGAGUGCCAUUAAUAGCAGUGAACUCCGUUACAAUCCUUCUCCUCCUGUUGUUUGGGUGA